This is a messenger RNA of Morone saxatilis (striped sea-bass), 1162 nucleotides long. RefSeq names its product dehydrogenase/reductase (SDR family) member 4 (gene dhrs4). The transcript is spliced from 9 exons. Gene Ontology annotation, molecular function: carbonyl reductase (NADPH) activity. The record is from RefSeq and is a predicted model, not a curated record. NCBI's taxonomy places the organism in Eukaryota, Metazoa, Chordata, Actinopteri, Moronidae. The coding region runs from base 138 to 974 and encodes 278 amino acids.
AGGGCUUUUAUUUUGACAGCUGUACUCUUACCCGGAAAAUACUGUCUGUAGCAGCACUUGGAUCGUCGGUAGUCAAAGGUCCAGACCGGUCAUUUGACUAAUUCUACCUCUGUACAACCUCAUUCAAUCAAUUUUGCAUGAACUGCAGGGUGAUGUUUAGGAGUGUAUUCAGGUGCCUUAGGACCAAUCCUGUUGCCAGCCAAAGGACUAUGUCUCAAAGCAGCCUUGCUGGAAAGGUAGCCAUAGUGACUGCCUCCACAGAUGGAAUCGGUCUAGCCGCAGCUCAGGCUCUGGGGAAGAGAGGAGCACACGUGGUGGUGAGCAGCCGACGGCAGGCCAACGUGGACAAGGCUGUGUCACUGCUGAAGAGCCAGAGCAUCCAAGUGACUGGGACCACGUGUAAUGUUGGCAAGGAAGAAGACAGAGAGAAACUGGUUCAAAUGACUCUGGAUCAGUGCGGGGGCAUCGACAUCCUGGUAUCCAACGCAGCAGUCAACCCUUUCUUUGGAAACAUCAUGGACUCCACAGAGGACGUCUGGGACAAGAUCCUGUCUAUAAAUGUGAAAUCAGCCUUCCUCAUGACGAAGCUAGUGGUGCCUCACAUGGUGAAGAGAGGAGGGGGGAAUGUGGUAUUUGUGUCAUCGGUGGCAGCAUACCAACCAAUGCAGGCCCUGGGUCCUUACAGUGUGAGUAAGACAGCACUGCUGGGUCUGACCCGGGCGCUGGCUCCCGAGCUGGCUCACAGUAACAUAAGAGUCAACUGCGUGGCCCCCGGUGUUAUCAAGACCCGCUUCAGCUCUGCGUUAUGGUCAAACGAAGACAUCAUGGAUGAGUUCAAAAAGCAGCUCAGCAUUAAAAGAAUUGGAGAGCCGGAGGAAAUUGGUGGAGUGAUUGCUUUCUUGUGCUCUGAGGAGGCUUCCUACAUCACUGGAGAGACCAUCACAGUGACUGGAGGGAUGGCAUGUCGACUCUGAAUAUCACAUUUGCAUUUGAUUGUGUGUGUGUUCCAGUGUAAAUAUACAGUAUGUCCUGAUUAUAUUUUGAUUACCUCCACUACUCAUGUGAAGUGCACAGCCAGAUUAAAGCUGGACUAGAUUAAUGCUUAAGAAACCUUAAUAUCACCUUAAUAUAACCAAUUAUUAAAGAUUUUGGGGUCUUUUAA